AAAUCAACAAAGUAUAUUGCAACUUCCAGUGGUAAUUGUAAUAAUAAUUACAAGUUUCUGCGCAUAAUAUUUGUAAUAACUAAUAACAUUUAACAGUAAUCAAUAAUCACAAUAUAUAAUUUAUUAUUUUAUUAUUUUAAGUUCUUGUAAAAUGAAAUAGUUAAUUAAUGUUGAGUUCUUUGUUAAGAAAAACGAAUAAAAUGUUUAAUAACUAGCUGAACCAAACUAAAACAAAUUGUUAAUAUUUAUUCACACUAAUGGAAUUGUCACAAUCAAUUGAUUUAAAAAAUGAAAGCAAUAGACUGGGUACAUUCACUGGUUGGCCAGUAUCAUUUAUCAUAACUCCAAAAAGUUUAGCAGCUGCUGGAUUCUAUUAUACUAAACAAACUGACAAAGUUAAAUGUGCAUUUUGUAAUAUUUGUAUUUGUCACUGGGAAUUUGGUGACAAUGCUGUCGAUGAACAUAAACGUCACAAUCCUAACUGUAGCUUUUUCCUUAGUCAAGACUGUGGUAAUAUACCUAUUAUUGAAGGGAUUCAAUUGAGAGGGGAAUUUAUUGAAAAUCAUAAGGAAACAGGUGAACCAAUUGAUAUUCAAGGUUUGGGUGUAAGAGCUCAUAGAGUAGCUUUUCAUCUAAAGUAUAAUUCAUUCAGUGCUCGAUUGAAAACGUUUAGUGGUUGGAGUAAUGAAUCACAAAAACCUGAAGAUUUAGCUACUGCUGGAUUUUUCUUUACUGGUAGUAAUGAUGAAGUUCGCUGUUAUUACUGUGAUGGAGGUCUUCAAAAUUGGGAGGUAGAUGAUAAUACAUGGGUUGAACAUGCUAAAUGGUUUCCAAACUGUGGCUUCUUAAAUUUAGUAAAAGGAGAACAAUUCUUGGAUGGAAAUUUGGUUGAAAGAUUUAAUGCGCUUUUAAAUAGGCCUAGACUUGAUGAUACAGGAGAGGGACAAGUGGUUAGUAUACACCAAACAGAUAAUAUCUCACCAAAUAGUAUAAGUUCUUCGAAUAGAACUAAUGAGACUACUGAUCGACAAAUAAGCGAUCUUAUGCUACUACCUCCUGCACAAAUGGCAUUAGAGUUAGGCUUACAACCAUCUCAGAUUCGACAAGCAAUUCGUAGUAAUCUGCAAGAUAUUGGAACACCUUUUCGUCCAAUGGAUAAUUUUAUGCAACAAGUUUUAAACCAAGAUCAAAAUUCAUUUUUUUCUGAAGGAGAUACAUUGUCUCUUGAACAAAUUCUCCGGAGAGAAGAACCAGAACCCAUGGACGGAAUAAGUAUUCCUCGUGAUGAUGAUGUUUCUGAAGAAUCUAGUGACUCUAAUGAUGAAAUUAUUGAAGAGGUAGUUACUCGUAUUUCUGCUUCUUCAAGUUCCAGUGAUUGUGAUUCAGAGGUAGAGGCUGAAGAAGUAUCUGAAUUAUCUGAACCUGAAGAUGAAAAUGAAAAUGAAAAUGUUACUUUUGAUACAAAUGAAUCUGCAUUUAUAGCUGAUAGUGUUAAUUCCAGUCUAUCUAAUGAUAUUAAAGUUAAAGAUGCUGAUGAACCAAUUGAUGAAUCUGCAAAUGUUAAAUUAUCUCAAAGAGAUUUAGAAGAAGAAAACCGUCGAUUGAGAGAAGCCCGCCUUUGUAAAAUUUGUGUUGAUCAAGAAUUAGGUGUUGUUAUGUUACCUUGUGCCCAUUUAGUUGCGUGCAUCACUUGUGCCUCUAGUCUACUAGACUGCCCAUUAUGUCGACAGACCAUCAAGGCUACUGUUCGCACAUUCCUUUCUUAACAAUUGGGAAUAUAUUUACAAAUUUUUAUUUUACACUUAAUUCAAAUUUGUUGGACAUAUAAGAACAACAUGUCUGAUGUAUAGAUUUCUUGUUGCUAAUUAUAUAAUAUUAUAUUGAAUGUUAACCACCGCUAAAAGAAAAAAGAAAAAUUUAGUGGAAAUUUCACAUAUUUUAAUAUGUGGUAUGGCUGUUAAUUUUGCUAUACUUUUAAUUAUAAUUAUUAAGUAAUUUUUUUCAACUUAAUAUUUCAAUUUAGGUAGUACAAUUUAUUAUAACAGUACACACUAUACAUACAAACUUGUAUUUUCUUUAAAAAAAAAACUGUAAUAGUUCUGUUUAUUCCACUUCCACUUUUUAUUUAGUUUGUAAUCAAUUUUAAAUUUAGACUCUUAUUUUUUUAUUUCAUUUAAUGUGUACGAUAAAUUGAUACGUAGCUUAUAUUUUAAAUGCUUUUAUUUAAAACAUUGAUUACUAAAUUACAGUCAAUAUUACACAGAAUGUUAAGAAAAAAAUUGUUAUGAUUACAAGUAUAACAUAAAUAUAUAUUUAAAAUAGUACAUUUCAUGAUGGUAUAAAUUAUUUCACCAUGGUGAUAGUAUAAUAAAUAAUGUUAAGUUAUUAAAACUUAAUAAAGUUAAUGUUCUCAUUGUAUUUUUCUAUGUUAUAUGAUGUUCAUUAUUCAUUAUGUUAUUUACCAUUUUUUAUUUAAAAAUUCUAAUUCUAAUUUCUUUGAUUUUUAUUUAAUUUUUCAAAUGAAUCUAAAAGUAAUAUCAAAAACUUUCAAAAAAAAUUAAAAAAUAAAUAAGCAGAUUGAAUAAAUGUUAAUAUGAAGAUAGCUACCUACUUAAGUUGUUAAGAAGACAUUAAUACAUUAAUUAUAUACACACAUUUGUUGUCAAUAUUUUACAUAUGUAAAACAGCAAAUUUGCGUUUAACGGGAUCAAUUUUAUACUGUUAACUUUAAUAUUGGAAUCAAUUUACCUAUUAUCAAACUUAAAGGUAAUAAUAUAUUUAAAUUAUUUAAGUAUUAUUUUAUUUUAGUAUUUAAAUUUUUAAGUACCUAAGUUAUAGUUAUGUAAAAUAUUAAAACUUUAAAAUUCUCGUGACUUUCUUAAAAAUUAAAAUAUCAAUAAAUGCCUAUAAGAUUUCUCAGAUAAUAUAAUUACCUUUGAGUUUAAUAAUAAGUAAAUUAAUUCUAAUAUUAAAACUAUAAGCAUAAAAUUGAUGUCUGCUGAACUCAAAUUUGUUUGUCUUACAUUAGUAAGACAUAGACAACACAUGCGGGUAUGACAUAUGUUCUCUUAACAUUUCUUUUUUUUAAUAAAUGAUUAGUCUAAAUUAAAAAUUAUUAUGAAAUAGACUUAAAAAGUGAUUAUUGUUAUAAAUAUGAUAUAGACAUCUAGAUUAUUUUUUUUUUUAAUCAAUAUUUUUCACUUUUUGAGAAAAUCUGUGAAUUAACUAUAAGUAUUUCUAGCAAUAGUACAAUAUUAUUGUUUUCCUCAAAAAAAAAAAAAAAAAUGUCUAAGUUAUUAGAUGAAAACUGUUGUACCUAUUGA
This is a messenger RNA of Aphis gossypii (cotton aphid), 3323 nucleotides long. Its product is annotated as baculoviral IAP repeat-containing protein 7-B-like. Gene Ontology annotation, cellular component: cytoplasm; nucleus. Bases 258 to 1766 code for a protein of 502 amino acids. Gene Ontology annotation, biological process: positive regulation of protein ubiquitination; regulation of cell cycle; negative regulation of apoptotic process. NCBI's taxonomy places the organism in Eukaryota, Metazoa, Arthropoda, Insecta, Hemiptera, Aphididae. The transcript has 11 exons. The record is from RefSeq and is a predicted model, not a curated record. Gene Ontology annotation, molecular function: ubiquitin protein ligase activity; cysteine-type endopeptidase inhibitor activity involved in apoptotic process.